GAUUUUGACCUGGCUACCAUCUAUGUGUCAGAUGCCCAGUACAACAGAAACAUCUACUUUGAUACGUCGCCCCCGGCUGUCAGUUUCAGACUCUACCUCCUCUACAACCACUGGGCCUUAAAGGUUCUCCUGUAUUUCUUCAUCCUGGUCAAUCUGUCGCUGGCGAUCUUUGAGGAACCGGCUCUGGUUUCUCUGCCCACGUGGGCCACCAUGCUGGUGGAGCUGCUCUGCCUGCUCGUCUUCACCAUUCGGCUUGUUCACUACGCCAAGGUGAUUCCCCGGGAAAAGUUCUGGAAGGACCCAAAGAACAUCUGCAUCAUCGUCGUCCUCUUGCUCACGUUAAUAGACAUGAUCAUCUACGGAGCGCUGAAAGCUGCUAACCUUUACAGCGUUCGCUGGUCUCGAGUGCUGCGCCCGCUCCUGUUGAUCAACGUCACAGAAGGACGGCAGCUCCGCAGAGCGUUCAGGAGCAUCCGGAACGCUCUUCCUGAGGUCUCCUCUGUCUUCGUCCUCUUCAUAUUCAGUGUCCUCAUGUUCUCCCUCAUGGCCCUCAAGCUGCUGAGCAAACGAGGCCUGAAGACCAUAGAAGGAGCUUCGUAUUUCACCAACUACCUGGAGAUUGUCUUUGACCUGUAUGUCCUCGUCACCACAGCCAACAGUCCUGACGUCAUGAUGCCUGCAUACAACGCCAACUCUAUUUUCGCCCUGUUCUUCAUCUUGUACAUCCUCGUCAACACGUACAUCUUCAUGUCCGUCUUCCUGGCUGUUGUGUUCAACAACUACAAAAAACACCUCAAGGAGGAGAUACGGCAGCUGGUGAGGGCCAAACGGCACAAAAUGGCGCGAGCGUUCGGCGUCCUGCAGGAGCAGAGGGAAGAAGGCGGCCCGCCUGUGGUGAGCCAUGAAAACUGGAACAAGCUGGUCCAACAGGCACGACCCGACAUCAGCAGCGCCCACAGAGAGCUGCUGUGGAAAGUCUGCGACGACAGCAACCAAGGCUUCAUAGGUAAGGUGGCUUUUGUCCAGCUGGCCGAUCUUCUGAACAUCGAAGUGAUUACGCUGAAGUCGAGACCGCACCCACUUCAGAGUCUGAUCCCCAGUUUGUACGAGUCGAAGCCGAGCCGCUUGGUCUGCAGAGUGGUCCAACACCGGGGCUUUGUCAUCACCUUCGACCUGAUCAUCCUGGUGAAUGCCGUGUUUAUCGGCCUGGAUGAGGAGAAUCCGCUGAUCUCCAACUCGGAGUGGGUUUUUCUGGCGCUCUACGUUCUGGAGAUCCUGUUGAAACUCUACGUGUUUGAGCCCAGAGCCUUCUUCUCCAAACACAGCUUCUGGAACUGGUUUGACACCAUCGUCGUCGUUGCUGCUCUUAUUGCCACAAUCGUCAACUCUGCCUUAAAAUCAUCGGGCGGAUACACCAGCCGGCAGGUUCUGGACAUUGUCUUCAUCCUGCGAGUCCUCAGGUUGAUCCGGGUGGUGGACAGCAUCAAGAGGUUUCGUGCGAUCAUCAACACACUGAUAAGAAUUGGUCCUGCGAUUCUUACAUUUGGACAGCUCAUUCUCGUGGUGUAUUACGUCUUUGCCAUGGUGGGGAUGGAGUUGUUCAAAAACAAAGUGAAGUUCUAUGAAGACAUCACCAACCCAGAGAAGGCAUACUGCGGAAAUCCGUUACUGAAAGGCAGCACGUUUGCACAACUCAGCUACUGCAAAAAUAAUUUCAAUAAUGUGGUUUCCUCCUUCAUCCUGCUGUUGGAGCUCACUGUUGUCAACCAAUGGCACGUGCUCGGCACCGGAUUUGCCACCGUCACUCAUAAAUCGGCCCUGAUCUUCUUCGUCCUCUUCCACGUCAUGGUUGUGAUCAUCAUCAUCAAUAUCUUUGUGGCGUUUGUUCUCGAGGCGUUCUUUGUGGAGUACUCUGUGGGUAAAGGUGAUCUGCAAACAUCUCUGGAGAGGAAAAUUGAGGAACUGGAGCUCACCGUGGCACAGGAAAAACUGGAGGACAAUUUGGUCAACGCCAUGGAAACCAUUGACAACGAUUUAGGAUCUGGGCAGUCACCUACAGCAAACCUGCCUUCGCUCCUGUUUAAAGUUGCUUCCAAAAGAUACCGGACAGUGGACGCGUUGUUGCAGCGGAUGUUCGAGGCGGACCUCGACCCAGAAGAUUUCGCUGAGAACGACAUUCCUGAAGACCAGGCUGGGAACUUUGAAAAUCCCACAUUUGGAGUAGCAUAGACAACUCGGCACAGUUUUAUAGCACAUGUAUAAAAAAGAGAAAUUGUAAUUAGACAUAGUUUUACAUGUUGAAAUGUGAUGCUUAACCAGUGCAAUGCAUCAGCUGUUUGAUUGUGUCAUGACCCGAGUUUUAUUUUUAUACUUGCGUACAAAAGCAAAAAGUGUAGAAUCAAAACAAAUUUGUAUUUUCACAUAAAAGCAUGUUUACAUUGAUGUCUUGUGUGUUGAAAUAUUUGAGGAGAAAAAAACAAAACUUUGUAACUUUUUCAGAAGAAAUGAGCAAACCUCUUGCAUUUUUAUUUGCACUGAAAAAGCAAAUGGCAUGUUGUAUUUAUUUUCUGUUCAUCUCAAUAAAUGGCAUUAUCACCAAACUCAC
Messenger RNA from Poecilia latipinna (sailfin molly), 2605 nucleotides. It is a transcript of the gene tpcn3, whose product is annotated as two pore segment channel 3. The record is from RefSeq and is a predicted model, not a curated record. Gene Ontology annotation, biological process: monoatomic ion transport; transmembrane transport. Gene Ontology annotation, cellular component: membrane. NCBI's taxonomy places the organism in Eukaryota, Metazoa, Chordata, Actinopteri, Cyprinodontiformes, Poeciliidae. The annotation marks the transcript as partial. Gene Ontology annotation, molecular function: monoatomic ion channel activity. The transcript has 18 exons.